UUCACCUCGCCUGAAUCCGGCGAACCCAAGGCCAAAAACCCACCUAAAACCUCUCCUCCGGCGUCCGGUUUCCUCCCCCGCCGCCCCAGCACCGGCGAUUCCGGCUGCGUCGACCAUGCGCGGCCGUCUCGACCUCCUCCCGCGCCUACUAUUCCGCCGCCACGCCCACCGGCGCUCCAAGCCCUCGUCCCCACCGCCCCCUCCCCCUCACCCCAACCCCCCGCGCCCGCCGCAGAAGCCGGACCCCGUCUCCAUCCACGGGGAGACGUGGCACGACAACUACGCCUGGAUGGGCGCGCUCUCCGACGCCGCCGCCAUGCGCCACAUGGACGUCCACAUGGAGGCCGAGGAGAAGUACGCCGAGGCCUGCCUCGCCGCCUGCGGCGCCGACCGCCUCGCCCGGAAGAUCCAGCUCGAGAUGGCCUCCCGCCUCGCCUCGGACGCCUGCACCCCGCCCGUCCGCUGGGGCCCCUGGCUCUACUACCGACGCACGGACGAGGGCAAGCAGUACCCCGUGCUCUGCCGCCGCUCCGCUGCGCUCCACAGCGAGUUUGUCUCGUACAGUGACCCCUCCGCGGGGUUCGACUUCACGGCUGGGAAGCGCAUCGAGCAGAAAUUGGUGGACUACAAUAAGGAGGCCGAGCGGUUCGGAGGAUACUCAUAUGAGGAGCUGUCUGAAGUAUCUCCAGAUCACAGGUUCAUUGCAUACACAAUGUAUGACAAAGAUAAGGACUCCUUCACCUUGAUGGUCAGGGACCUAGUAACAGGGACACUUUGUGAUAAGCCUCGUGCUGAUCGGGUAUCAAAUAUUUCAUGGGCUAUGGACGGGAAAGCAUUGGUUUAUAUUGUUACAAAUGAGGAAAGAAGGCCGCAUCGAUUAUUUUGCAGCAUGAUUGGAUCCAACAAGGAUGACAUUCUCAUUUUGGAAGAACCUGAUGAGAAUAUUUUUCUAAAUAUCAGGCAUACUAAGGAUUUUCGUUAUAUAACGUUAAAUGUAUUUUCGGACAUUCACUCAAAGGUGUAUUUAAUAAAAGCUUCCGAUCCCUUGUCCCAAAUGAAACUUGUAUGGGAAGGGGAAUCCCAAGUUCAUUGCAUUGUUGAACAUCAUCGCGGAUGUCUUUAUUUAUUUACAGAUGCUGCAAGAGAAGGUGUCCCUGUUGAUUCACAUUAUCUAAUGCAGUCUGAUGUGGAAUCUUCUGGGCCUAAGAGUUGGAAGAAUGUUUUUAUCGAGGAACCUGGUGUCAUUCUUGAAGAUGUUGAUUUUUGUGAUACUCAUAUGGUGCUCACGUUGAGACAAGGCAGAAAACUUAGACUCUGUGCAGUUAAUUUGCCUCUAACUGAGGGCAUCAAUGUACCUGCUCAUCUAUCUGAUUUCCACCCAUUUGACCUGCCUCUUCCCAGUGAUGUGUGUCAGAUUGUAUCUGGGCCGAAUUAUGAUUAUUGUUCCUCAACAAUGCGUUUCACAAUAUCAUCACCUGUGAUGCCUGAUGCUGUUGUUGACUACAACUUACUGAACGGAAAGUGGCAGAUAGUACAACAACAAAACAUGCUUCAUGAGCGAACAAAAGCACUAUAUGGUACUGCUUUUGCUGCAAAUAUGGGCAGGCUAUCCUCAGAUAGAGCUGAUUUUUCAAGUGAAGAUUCUGAAGAUUGUGCUUGGAAUGAGCUCUCUGAAUACUAUGCUUGUGAAUACUACGAUGUUCCAUCAAAGGAUGGUGUUUCGGUUCCCCUUACUUUAGUAUAUUCACAGAAGCAUAAGCAAGACGGAAAUCCAGGAUUACUUCAUGGACAUGGUGCUUAUGGUGAGAUUCUGGAUAAACGUUGGCGCAGUGAGUUAAAGAGCUUACUGGAUCGUGGUUGGGUGAUUGCAUAUGCUGAUGUUAGGGGUGGUGGAGGUUAUGGUAAGAAGUGGCACCAAGAAGGUUCACGUACCAAAAAAAUGAAUUCUGUGUCUGAUUUUGUUUCUUGUGGAGAGUUUCUUCUUGACAAGGGCAUCAUACAAGAAAAUAAGCUUGCUGGAUGGGGAUAUAGUGCUGGAGGACUUCUAGUGGCUUCAGCAAUUAAUACUCGUCCAGAUUUGUUUCGUGCUGCUGUUUUGAAGGUCCCUUUCUUGGAUGUUUGCAACACCCUUCUCCAUCCUAUUCUACCUCUUACAGCCAUUGAUUAUGAAGAGUUUGGGUUCCCUGUGGACCAUGAAGAGUUCCUUGCAAUCAGAAAGUAUUCUCCUUAUGAUAACAUUCAGAGGGAUGUUCCUUAUCCAGCUGUGUUUGUGACAUCAUCAUUUAAUACAAGGUUUGGUGUAUGGGAAGCAGCUAAAUGGGUUGCAAAAGUCCGUGAAAUUACUCAAUAUGAUCCAGAGAGGCCUGUGAUUCUCAACUUGACUACAGAUGUUGUAGAAGAAAGCAAGUAUUUGCAGACUAAGGAAUUGGCGUUGGAAACUGCUUUCUUAAUCAAGAUGGUAAACAAUGUGUGAACAGCAAGUUUAAUCUUUUGGAAUUAAAAACCUGUUGCUCAAAGAUGCGAAGCUGAGGCUGACAGGUUCUGAUAUCAAUCCUCUCCAUGCAACACGAUCUGAAGUAUCAAUCCACUAACUGGAGCUUUUAUGAGAUCUGUGAUCUACUUGUCUCAAGGGGCAUGCUGAUGCUCGACAAGGGCAUAAAACAUACAAUAUACCUGCUGCUAAGUGUUCCCACCUUUAAUCUAUAAAAUCAAAAUGCUGUGGGGAACUCCCCCACAGUUUACCUUCAAAAAAAAAAGUGUUGACAUGCCCUCCCUGAUGCUGAAAUUUGCAUUUGGUAUGCUGCUACAAUGGACGUGUCUCAACUCAUGGUUUAUUAGCUAUCAUCAAAUCAAGUUUUGCUAUCUUCAUUAUUUCAACAUUGAAUUGACACUGAUUGCUGCAUAAGUUAAUAGUACCUUACCAAUCUCAUAUCGUUAUGGAGGCUAGGUGGAGUAAAAUUUGACUCAGACAAAGCACUGCAGAAUGUAACACUGCAGUUAGGGCCAUGUGCACUAUGGCAGAGGCAGACAAAGCAGAACAUAUGUCAUAGCGGCAGCUACAAUUUCGUCCUGAAACUCAUGACAGCUUAUGAAUAGCCAUAGGAGGGCACAAAAGUGGACAUAGCCAACUUGUUGCUAUGAAAUGCUCGGGUUGAUUAUAGGAGCAUGUGCAACCUGAUGCUUGAUAGGGGACAUCUGGAAACCACAAGCUGCAAAUAUAUCGCAGGCGUGUCAGCACAAUAUAUUGAGGCUUGGUUGGAGUGCAUUUAUCUGUCGAAAGUGGACCUGCUGUACAAAUAUGUUCCUCUAAUUUUCAUCUCUAAAUUUAAGUUUGCACGGGUGAUCUCA
This is a messenger RNA of Setaria italica (foxtail millet), 3348 nucleotides long. Its product is annotated as protease 2. The record is from RefSeq and is a predicted model, not a curated record. Gene Ontology annotation, biological process: proteolysis. Bases 116 to 2473 code for a protein of 785 amino acids. The transcript has 11 exons. Gene Ontology annotation, molecular function: serine-type endopeptidase activity. NCBI's taxonomy places the organism in Eukaryota, Viridiplantae, Streptophyta, Magnoliopsida, Poales, Poaceae.